This is a messenger RNA of Budorcas taxicolor (takin), 891 nucleotides long. It is a transcript of the gene SULT1B1, whose product is annotated as sulfotransferase family 1B member 1. Gene Ontology annotation, biological process: sulfation. Gene Ontology annotation, molecular function: sulfotransferase activity. Gene Ontology annotation, cellular component: cytoplasm. NCBI's taxonomy places the organism in Eukaryota, Metazoa, Chordata, Mammalia, Artiodactyla, Bovidae. The record is from RefSeq and is a predicted model, not a curated record. The coding region runs from base 1 to 891 and encodes 296 amino acids. The transcript has 7 exons.
AUGACUUCUUCAAAAGAUGUCCUGAGAAAAAAUCUGAAGCUAAUCCAUGGCUGUCCCAUCACCUAUGCUUUUGCAAACAACUGGGAAAAGAUUGAACAGUUCCAAAGCAGACCAGAUGACAUCGUGAUAGUCACUUACCCCAAAUCAGGUACCACUUGGAUCAGUGAAAUUGUGGACAUGGUUCUACAUGAUGGGGAUGUUGAAAAAUGUAAGCGAGAUGUUAUAACUGCUAAAGUUCCAAUGUUGGAACUGGCUUUUCCUGGACUAAGGACUUCAGGUUUAGAACAACUGGAGAAGAAUCCAUCACCCCGGGUUGUGAAAACACAUCUGCCAAUUGAUCUCAUUCCUAAAUCUUUCUGGGAAAACAGCUGCAAGAUCAUUUAUUUGGCUCGAAAUGCAAAGGAUGUUGCCGUCUCAUUUUACCACUUUGACUUAAUGAAUAAUUUGCAGCCUCUUCCUGGAACCUGGGGAGAAUAUCUAGAGAAAUUCUUGACUGGAAAUGUGGCCUAUGGUUCCUGGUUUAAUCAUGUUAAAAGUUGGUGGAAGAAAAAGGAAGAACACCCGAUACUUUUCUUAUUCUAUGAAGAUAUGAAAGAGAAUCCAAAGCAAGAAAUCAAGAAGGUUAUUCAAUUUCUAGAGAAAAACCUGGAUGAUGAGAUCUUGGAUAAGAUAAUCCAUCACACAUCAUUUGAAAUGAUGAAGGACAACCCUCUAGUGAAUUAUACACAUCUACCAAGUGAAGUGAUGGACCACAGCAAGUCCUCAUUUAUGCGCAAAGGGAUUGCAGGUGACUGGAAGAAUUAUUUCACAGUGGCCCAAAAUGAGAAAUUUGAUGCCAUUUAUAAGAAGGAAAUGUCUGAGACUGAACUUCAGUUCCGUACAGAGAUUUGA